UUUUUAAAGAAAAAGUUAAAAAACGCAAUGUCAGUAGUUCAAACUGUUCUUGGACCCAUUAGUCCAAAUCUCCUCGGACGUACAUUGACGCAUGAGCAUUUCGAACUUGAUUUCGAACACUUCUACUGUGCGCCACCUGUCGAAUACAAGGAGUUUUUUGACAAAAAGAUUUCAUUAGAAACCGUUGGGUUCGUUCAUCAAUAUCCGUAUUCAAGUUUGGAAAAUCUCAAGUUCUACGAUGAUGCGACUCGAUUGGCUGUCAAAAAAGACGUCGAACUUUAUAAGAAAUUCGGUGGAGGCAGUAUUGUUGAGAAUAGUUGUCAUGGCUUGAAGAGGAAUCUUGAGAUGAUGGUUGAUAUUCAAAGGACAACCGGAGUCAACAUAAUUGCUGGUACUGGUCAUUAUGUGCAUGAUCUCCAGACUCCAGGUCAUCUGGCGAUGACAGUUGAACAAAUGACUGAUUUGUACUCUAAGGAGAUAAUCAAUGGUAUUGAUGUGCCACAUGUUGGACCGGUUAAAUGUGGAUACAUUGGUGAAGUCGGAAGUGUUUAUCCCAUUCAUGAUUUCGAAAAACGGGCAAUUCGAGCAACAGGUGAAAUCCAGGAAGUUCUAGGUUGUGGAGUGUCAUUCCAUCCAGGGCGUGAUGCUAAGGCUCCCUUUGAAAUUGUUCGAACGUACUUGGAAGCCGGAGGAAAACCUGAGAAAUGUGUGAUGUCACAUUUAGAAAGAACACUGAAUAUGGAACAGCUGUUUGAAUUUGCAGCUCUUGGAACAUACAUGCAGUAUGAUCUUUUUGGAAUCGAGUGCUCAUUUUAUCAGCUGAAUUCAUCCGUUGAUAUGCCAUCAGAUGCACAGAGAAUUAACAAUUUGAUGUUACUUAUUGAAGAUGGAUGGGUUGAUAAGAUUCAAAUGUCUCAUGAUAUUCAUACAAAACAUAGAUUAACUUCCUAUGGUGGACAUGGUUACCAUCAUAUUCAUAUGAACAUUUUGCCUAGACUUUUUGCAAAGGGAUUGACAAUUGAACAAGUUGAACAAAUCACCGUUACUAAUCCGGCUAAGUGGCUGGAGUUAAAAAUUUAAGUUUAAUUUAAAAUUGUUCUUGUUUAAGUUUUGAAAUUAACUAUGUAAUAGAAAUUCGAAACCAGAGUUUACAAUUAAGGGCUGAU
This is a messenger RNA of Eupeodes corollae, 1166 nucleotides long. RefSeq names its product phosphotriesterase-related protein-like. NCBI's taxonomy places the organism in Eukaryota, Metazoa, Arthropoda, Insecta, Diptera, Syrphidae. Gene Ontology annotation, molecular function: zinc ion binding. The record is from RefSeq and is a predicted model, not a curated record. Bases 28 to 1080 code for a protein of 350 amino acids. Gene Ontology annotation, biological process: catabolic process. The transcript is spliced from 5 exons.